Molecule: messenger RNA, 10563 nt
Organism: Psammomys obesus (fat sand rat)
Lineage: Eukaryota; Metazoa; Chordata; Mammalia; Rodentia; Muridae
Gene: Xirp2
Product: xin actin binding repeat containing 2
Exons: 10
Coding region: 670-10563 (3297 amino acids)
Biological process (GO): actin filament organization; actin cytoskeleton organization
Cellular component (GO): stress fiber; focal adhesion
Molecular function (GO): actin filament binding
Source: RefSeq, a predicted model, not a curated record
AUACAGAAGGGCUCACUGAAUAUCUUGAGGCAGAAAUGGGAAUCCAGUAACUACCAGAGAAGUGAGACCUACCCUGGAGGCAGUCGGUGCAGGAUCUUCCAGCUUAAGGAAAGCAACGUGCUUGCACCUGAAGGAGAGGUGCGCUCCGCGCUCGACCCUCCAGAGGCACGGAGUCUGUCCUGCAGCGCGAGGGAAGAGGUGUUGAGUGGAGAGCUGGAAGAUGGAGUUCUGGAAGACCAGAGUGACAAACUCAGGGACUGUGGCCAGCCGGAAGUACUGAAGGAGGAUUCCCUGACUGGCCGACGCAGGAUUGAACGCUUUUCCAUUGCCCUGGAGGAGCUGAGGAGUAUUUUUGAGGCACCUAAGGAUGAAAUUAACCCAGCUGGACCAGCUGAAUAUGUCCAAAAGGAAGUGGAAAUUGGGCGAAUCAUGUGUUCAUCAACAUUGAGGAGUCACCCUGGGAGCCAGACAGAUGAUGCUGUAAAAGAUUCAGACUUGAAAAGUGAAGAAACACCUUUGGACAAGAUGUCAUCCAAGAGCGGUCAUAGAGCCAUCCUCGAAGUCACAUCAGGACCAAGCUCACCCUCAUCCAGAGGCUAGGCUAAAGCCAGUACACCUGGAAGUGAAGGCCAGUCCGAUCUCCUCGAGGCGCUCUCCCUGAAGGAGCGGAUGGCAAGGUACCAGGCAGCUGUGUCCAGGGGUGACACCCGCAGCUUCUCAGCUAAUGUCAUGGAAGAAUCAGAAGUGUGUACGGUGCCUGGUGGUUUAGCGAAGAUGAAGAGACAAUUUGAAAAGGAUGAAAUGACAUCAACCUCUGACACCUUUUCUGAGUAUCAAUACCAACAUGAGAGCAUAUCUGAGCAGGAAGUAAUCCACAGCAGUCAAGAAAUGCAAAGGAAAGAUCAAGAAGUUCCUGGUGCACUUGGAACUGAUGUCUUCAAAACAGAAGUGAUGUCGCAUCUUGAAAAGCACACUGAGGAAACAAAGCAAGCUUCGAAGCUUCACCAGUAUGUUCAAGAAACAGUCAUUGAUACGCCAGAGGAUGAAGAGAUUCCAAAGGUUUCCACCAAGAUUUUAAAAGAGCAAUUUGAAAAGUCUGCCCAGGAAAAGUUCCUCUACACUGAUAAAGAAACAACAACCCCACCCAAGUGCAUAAAGAUGAAAAAUGACAGUGAAGAAACCUUAAAGCCAUCAUCAGCUGUGGGUGCCUGUUCUUACACUUCAACCAGCCAGAGGAAGGAAACUUCAACCUCAAGUUAUAGUAAUCAUAGUCUCACUUCUACAGCCCUGGCACAAAUUAAUGGUAUUUCUUCAGGAAAGAUGGAAGAAUUUCCUCCUCCCCCACUUGAUGUACUUCAGACACCAAUGGAUGCAACAGCAUUUUCCCAGUCCCCUGAAUUCCCCAGCUCCCCUAGAAAACUACCAAUCCCCAAAGAUUUAUAUUCCAAACAAAGAAAUUUGUAUGAAUUAAACCGUUUAUAUAAACAUAUCCAUCCUGAGUUAAGAAAAAACUUAGAAAAAGAUUACAUCAAUGAGGUUUCAGAAAUUGUUUCUAGCCAGAUCAACUCAGGAAAUUCAGUUUCAGCAGAUGUGCAACAGGCUCGGUAUGUUUUUGAGAAUACGAAUGACAGUUCUCAGAAAGAUCUGAACUCAGAAAGAGAAAACCUGGAGUGGGAUGAAAUUCUGAAAGGAGAGGUGCAGUCAAUGAGAUGGAUUUUUGAGAAUCAGCCUUUAGAUUCUAUCAACAAUGGCUCUACAGAGGAAGGGUAUGCUUCCAAAGGCAUUGCUGACCAAGAACUCAUCGCGGGGGGUGAUGUGAAGUACACUACUUGGAUGUUUGAAACUCAGCCAAUAGAUGCCCUGGGGGUUCCUUCUGCUGACACUGAAGGAAACACUGAGAAAAUUCCCGAGCUAGCUAGAGGAGAUGUUUGCACAGCAAGAUGGAUGUUUGAAACAAGGCCUUUAGACUCUAUGAACAAAAUGCAUCAGAGUCAAGAAGAAACAGAAUAUACUGCUAUAAAGGACAUAACUGGAGGAGAUGUCAAGACUGUGAGAUACAUGUUUGAAACUCAACAACUGGAUCAACUUGGACAGCUUCACUCAGUGGAUGAAGUUAACUUAUUACAACUCAGGUCAGAACUCAAAGAAAUUAAAGGAAAUGUAAAGAGAAGCAUAAAGUGUUUUGAAACUCAACCACUGUAUGUCAUUAGAGAUGGUUCAGGCCAAGUGCUAGAAAUUAAAACUGUACAUAGAGAAGAUGUUGAAAGGGGGGAUGUGAGAACAGCACGCUGGAUGUUUGAAACACAGCCUUUGGACACAAUUAGCAAGGAUAUCACAGAAAUUAAAGUAGUUCGAGGAAUAUCCAUGGAAGAAAAUAUCAAAGGUGGGGUGAGUAGAGCAAAGUGGUUGUUUGAAACUCAACCACUAGAGAAAAUCAAAGAAGAGUCAGACGAAGUUGUCCCAAAAAAAGAAGCAGCCAUAGGUACAGAUGUUUCGAAAAAGUGUUGGAUGUUUGAAACGCAGCCAUUGGACAUUUUAAAGGAAGUUCCUGAUGCAGAUACUGUAUCACCCGAAGAGAGAAUAGGGGGUGACGUAAAGACCACCAAACAUCUAUUUGAAACACUUCCCAUAGAGGUUUUAAAAGACAGUCCUGAUGUUGGAAAGCUUCAAAAAAUCACCACUUCUGAAGAAGAAAAGGGAGAUGUUAAGCACCAAAAAUGGGUUUUUGAAACUCAACGUUUAGAAGAUAUUAGGGAAGAUAAGAAAGAGUAUACACGGACAGUGAGGCUAGAGGCAGUUGACAGAGGUCAUGUAAAGGACUAUGCAUAUAUCUUUGAAUCCAAUAAUUUAAUUAAGGUUGAUUCAUCUCAUCAAGUUGAGAUAGAAGGAGUCACAGGAGGGACUGUGAAGUUGAAUAAAUCUCUCUUUGAGACAACCCCACUGUAUGCCAUUCAAGACCAUCUUGGAAAAUACCACCAAGUAAAGACAGUCCAGCAAGAAGAAAUACUAAGAGGUGAUGUGAGAAGCUGUAGAUGGCUUUUUGAAACAAGGCCUAUUGACCAAUUUGAUAAAAGUCUUCAUAAAUUUCAGAUAAUUAGAGGAAUAUCUGCUCAAGAAAUACAGGCAGGGAAUGUGAAAUCUGCUAGGUGGUUGUUUGAAACCCAGCCUCUUGAUUCAAUUAAAUAUUUUAGCAAUGUGGAAGAAACAGAGAGCAAAACUGAACAAACUAUAGAUAUUGUUAAAGGGGAUGUCAAAACCUGCAAAUGGUUAUUUGAGACCCAACCUAUGGAGUCUCUUUAUGAAAGAGCUUCCGUGAUGACCAACAUUGGAGAUAUUCAAAAAGGUGAUGUUAGAACCUGUACCUGGCUUUUUGAAACUCAGCCACUUGAUGCCAUAAAAGAAAACUCUGGAGCAACAGACAAAGUGCAAACUGUAAAGCAGGAAGAGAUACAAGGUGGGGAUGUUCGAACAGCAUGUUUUCUUUUUGAGACAGAAAAUCUAGAUAGCAUACAGGGGAAUGAGGGGAAAGACAUCAAGCCUGUGGAGGCAGAUAUACAAUCUGGGGACGUCUCUGGCAUGAAGUACAAAUUUGAAAAUCAGUCCUUAGACUCUUUAAGUUGCAGUUCAGUGAAUGUUUUGAACAAGAUCAAAACCCUAAAAACUGAAGACAUUCAGAAAGGCAAUGUUUUAAGUUGUAGGUGGCUAUUUGAAAACCAACCUAUUGAUAUGAUAAAAGAAAAUCGAGAAGGUGAUAGAUUGGUUAAGACAGUGACAGACAUACAAGGCGGGGAUGUGAGAAAGAGGUGCUUCAUUUUUGAGACAUUUUCUUUAGAUGAGAUAAAAGAAGAAUCUGAUGGCAUCAGCACCAGGGAAACAAAUACUGAAGAAGUAAUAAAAGGUGAUGUAAAAAGCUACAAAAUGCUCUUUGAAACACAACCACUCUAUGCAAUUCAAGAUCAAGAAGGGUUUUACCAUGAAGUGACGACAGUUAAGAAAGAAGAAGUAAUUCAUGGAGAUGUACGCGGAACAAGGUGGCUCUUUGAAACAAAGCCACUAGAUUCAAUCAAUGAGUCAGAAGAUAUAUAUGUUAUUAAAUCUGUCACUCAGGAAGACAUUCAGAAAGGGGAUGUGAGUUCUGUCAGAUACAGAUUUGAAACUCAACCACUGGAUAAGAUUUCAGACAAAUCACAUAGUAUUGUGCCCACUGUUGAGUGUAUUCAAGGAGGCAAUGUGGAGAUGAGUAAACAAUUCUUUGAGUCUGAAAGUGUUGAUAAAAAGAAUUAUAUACGAACAGUAAGUGUCAGUGAAGCACAAAAGGGCAAUGUUAAGACUUCUACUUGGCUCUUUGAAACUCACAGCAUAGAUGAGUUGGGAGAAGGGUCCAGAUAUGAAAAUAUCAAGACGGUUAAGCAAGAAGAUGUGCAAAAAGGUGAUGUUAAGCAAGCAGUGUGGCUUUUUGAAAACCAAACUUUGGAUUCUAUUAAGGAAGUAGAUGAAAGUGACACAAAAAUAAUCAAGGAAGAAAUUCCUCCAUCAGAUGUCAAGACAACUACGUGGCUCUUUGAAACAACACCUUUUCAUGAAUUUAAUGAAACUAGAAUAGAAAAGGUAGAAAUCAUUGGUAAAAGUAUUAAAGAAACGUUGGAAGACCUCUAUUCUCAAAGAGUUAUUGAAGCUCCUGGAAUUAUCAUUGAAGCUGAUGAAAUUGGGGAUGUCAGAAUGGCAAAAUACAAACUUAUGAACCAAAAAGCGCCUGAGAUACAAAAAGAAGAAGUUAUCAGGGCUGAUCUCAGAAACAUAAUGAUGAACUUACUUUCCCAAAGAGACUAUACAAAGAAAGGGAUAUUUGUCAGUGAAGAGGAGAAGGGAAAUGUUAAUUUGGCUAAAACUCAAUUAUUAAACAGAUCAACUGAAUUUCAUGCUGAAAAGGAAGAGAUAGUGAGAGGGGAUGUAAAACAAGCAAUAAAAAAGCUGUUCUCAGAGGAAAGAUGUGCAAAGAAAGGCAUAUUGAUUCAAGAAGAUGAAAAGGGAGAUAUUAACAUGACUAUCUAUUGUCUUCUUCAUGAAAAUGCUGGUGAAAAGACUGAGCGUGAGGGCAUCAUAGGAGGUGAUGUGAAACGCACCAUUCAUAAUCUGUUAUCUUCUACAUCAAAUGGUAAAAUAUCUGAAAGGACAAAAAUCGAUGCCUCAGAGAGGGGAAAUGUUCAGUUCUUCACAACAUGCAUAGAAACUGGAGCUUUGGAUUACCUCAAACAACUCCAAACAGGGUCAAAUGAAACACUCACAGCUAGAAAGCAAGAAGGAGAGGAAGACAUAAUUGGUGGUGAUGUUGAGGGUACAAAAUUCUUACUAAAGAAAAGACAGUCUCCAUUUCAAUGUACUGUUAGUGAAACUGACAUCAUCCCUGGGGAUGUGCAUAAUACAGUUAAAGUCUUCAUGACGGAGCCUCAGAGUUCAGCUUACAAAACAGCAAAAGAAGAGAUUAUAAAAGGUGAUGUGAAAUCAAGCUUGAAUUCUCUCAACCAGGCCACGAAUCAGAAAACAGUGGCUAAAACAGAAGAAAUUGUGAAAGAUGACCAGCUAGCCACACUCAAGUCACUUAAGGAGUCAAGAGACAGACAGAAAGAAUCUAAGCAAUCUGGUGGUGUCUCUAGUGAUAUUGGGAAAGCUAUUGAGUUCUUAGAAAAGGCUACAAAUACAAGGACUGAAAUAUUGAAAAAAGAGCUGAUACUAGAUGAUCUUGAAACAUCAUUAAGAUCUUUGAAAGAAGCACAAAGGGGUUUCAAAGAAGUUGAUAAAGAAGGAAUAAUCAAAGAAGAUGUAUUACCUAGGAUGGUAGGAUUCUCAGAAAAACAAAAAUUAGGGAUUCAUCCAGCAGCUGUCCAGAGAGACAAAAAAUGUCUUCUUCAACCAGUGCCAGGACCAGUUGAGCCAGCGGUCAUGCAGCAAACAGGACCAGGCACUCUUGAUGAAACUACGCAGAAAUCCUGCCAUCUGUCUUUAACAGAAGAAAAAACUGAAGCUAAUCUUUUCAAAGCACCCAAGGGCACUGUAAAGAUUGUCAUUGAUCGUGAACAAAACAAUGAUGCUCUUGAGAAAAGCCUUAGGAGAAUGUCUAACUCAGAACACAGAGCUAUGAAAAACGUCCUAGACAUGAGUGAAAGAAUGGGCGUCUGGACUGACAGCAAAGAGUAUCUGCGUAGGGGUGACCACAGGAGCAAACAGUUGACUGCAGCCACAUCCAUGAGGGAAAGGCUCAAAACCAAGGAAUCUGAGAAUGUAAGAGAACCAAAGGACAACGUCUUUCGCUCCUCACAGUCUGUGGAUAAAACAUUUAGGAAGCAGCAGACUCAAACCUGUGAACUAGGGAAUGACCACCGGAAGUCUCAGUUCCAGGAUUCUUAUGGGAAGAGUCAAGAAAAUACCAAAAACAAUAUACCAGCAGAGAUUCAAAGUUAUAGACCAGAUCACAGCCACCAUCUAGCCAACAGUACAGCUGGAGAAAUGCAUAGGACGACAAGCGACUUUCAGAAGCCAACCUUGCUAAGUCAGGAAAAGCAGUACUCUAAUAACGACACAAAGAAAAAUGCCAUGAGCCUUCAGCCCUUGCCUGUCUAUGAGGAUGUUCACAAUGUACCAGGAGUGAGAGUCUCUGGGAAGAGCCAUAAAAAAUUUCGGGCAACUGACAAAAAACAGAAAAUUGAUGUUUGUCUAGAAAACCAGGACUUCCUAAUGAAGACAAAUACUACCAAAGAGUUAAAAAUGGCAAUGGAGAGGUCACUUAAUCCAAUCAACCUUCACCCUGAAUGUGGCAUGAAGGAAAAUGAGGAUUCCCUUCCACCUCCAUCUCCCCCUCCUCCUCCACCUUCCAAUGCAUCAUCUGAAAUUGAAUUUCCUCUCCCUCCUCCACCACCUUUAAUGUUCCUGCCUGAAAAAAAUGAGUUUCCUCCAUCAUCAUCCACAGAGAAGACAAGGACUGAAUUGGAAAGCUUCCCGAACCUCCCUCUUCCUCCACCAUCAGUAGGUGAGAAAUCUGAACAAGAAGGUCUACCAGCAUCUCUCCUUCCUCCACCUCUGCCAACUGCAUCUCAAUCAGUACAUCUUCUUUCCUCUUCUCUUCUGGAAAACCACAGCGAGGCAUUCAUACAAAAGUCUUCCCAAAAGGAAGCCUUGGAUUCUCAUCAGCUUCACUCACAGACUAAAAUCCUAACAGGAAAAUCCCCACCACCUACACUCCCCAAACCUAAACUUCCCAAGAGAAUUAAAGAUAAAAUGGGUCAGUAUUCCCCCAAUGGUGAAGUGGAAAGAUCUAUGUCAGAUAUGCAAGUUAAAACUUCCCUCUCAAAGGAUCAGAAAAGAUCAAUGAUGGCAAUGAGCAGCGAGCACACAAAGACAAAGCAGGAAGUACUCAGAAACAGUCUUGAUGAAAGAAAACAGCUGCCGAUCCACUCUGCAAACUCACUUUCUCAGACAGUUCCAGAAAUCCCAGCACCCAAGGGAAAGCAGACAGCACCUCUUGUUAAAUCCCACUCAUUGCCAUCAGGUUCAGAGCAACAAAGUCCAAAGCCUUACAUGAGAAAAUUUAAGACACCUUUAAUGAUUGCUGAAGAAAAAUACAGACAACAAAGAGAAGAGCUUGAGAAACAGAGACGAGAGAGUUCUUGCCAAAGCAUCAUCAAAAAAGAAAUCCACCACCAAAGUUUAUCAGAGGAGGAGAAAGAAAGAGAGUUACAAAAAGCAGCAGAAGCAAUCUCCACACCCAGAAAGGAUUCAGACUUUACUAGGGCACAACCCAACCUGGACUGUAAGAACAGGACUGUGCUUGCAGACACAUGCUCUGACAUACAUUGCUCCACAGCUUCCCUAUUGACAGUUGCUACUGAGAGGCUCCAGCACGUUCUCGAAGCUUCAGAAGAUAAACUUUCCCUGAGAAAGGAAGGCAUACAGAGCUCAAGGGAUACCUUCCAAGCGAAAUCAGCUUGCGAACUUAACCAGAGUCACAAGGAAGGUGAGACAAAGCAAAGGCUUGAGCAACACCUGGAGAAGCUGUCCUUUCCCCAGAGCAAACCCAUUUCCCCAAGUUUCAAAGUAAAAACUAUCAAGCUUCCCACUCUACAUCAGAGUGAAACAGAUCUCAGUUCCGAAAGUCAUAUAAAGCAAUGUGAGGUAGACGUUCAAAUGAAUCAGGAACUCAAGAAAACCCAAGCAGGUACACAGUAUGAUAAUAAGCAAUCUGUGCCUGAUAAACAUCUUCCCUUACCUAAAACAGAGAAAAGGGUGACUAUACAAAUGCCUAAAGAAUAUGGAGAGAAAUCUCAUAAAAGUAAGCUCCAAACAGUUCCCAAGAAGCAGAGGGCAUUUGGGGGUGCUGACAGAGGGAAUGUCCUAGGGAGUGAAGGAAAAAAUCAGGACUCCUCAAUGAGCAUUUCCAAAGAAGACCAAUUAAUGGUUGAAAGAAAGCAAGGAGGUUUGCAGGAGCAGAGAGUAUCAAGGUUAGUCCAACAAAAGAUUACCGAUGCACAUCUGGACUCACAGGUUCAGAAUUUUCACCAGACACAAACACAAACUUCUGGAAGUACAACUGAGCAUGAAAAACUGUCCCAGCUGCAUAAUGCCAUGCAGGAGAAAGAACGUCUUAGAGAUGAGGGCAUACGAGAGAGACAUGUCUUCUCUAACACUGAGGAUUCAAAGCAAGAGAUGAAACAGAACAAAUCUUCAUUUUUCUCUGUGAAGGAAUCCCAGCGGGAUGAUGGAAAAUGUAACAUAAAUAUAUUGGAAUUCCUGAGGAAACGUGAAGACCUACAGCAGAUUUUGUCUAGAGUAAAACAAUUUGAAGCAGAGUCAAAUGAGAGCGGCCUUAAAACAUUUCAGACUCUGUUAAAUAUUGUUCCAGUGUGGCUGAUAAGUGAGGAAAAAAGAGAAUAUGGAGUUCGUGUUGCCAUGGAGAAUAAUUUCGAAAAAGUCAAAGAAGAAAUAACACAUAUUAAAACCCAAGCGGAGGAUAUGCUGGUUCACUGCGAACAUAUAAUUCAAACAGCUAUGAUGGCCUCCCCAACAGGAAAGCAGGGAGAUAAACCUACCAAUCUUAAUGAAAUGUCAUUGAAAGUGUCUAAUGUUAAUGCCAGCUCUAAUAAAUGCACUGAGCAGAAAGAAAGUAAAAUUGUAGAAGAAAAAUUAACACACCACCAGGUAGCAACCCAUCAUGAGGCAGCAACUCAGAAUCUUGCUAAAACACAUCAGGAAGCUAAUGGAGAAGAUAGUAAGACGCCUCCUCCCUCUUUGAAAACUCGCCCGCCAUCACCGACUUUCAUUACAAUCGAGUCGACUGCCCGCCGGGCAGAAACCCCCAGUAAGGGUGAGCUUUCUCAGUCCCCUAAAAAGAACAGUUGUACUGAACCUCCGAAGAGAAGACCCUCGGAGCAAACACCACGUCUUCACAGAACAUGCACGUCCCCAUCCCCACCGAGGGGUGGCUCAGAACAACUUGUCAAACUCAAAGACACCACAGCCAGGUUAGCCAAAGGCACCCUCCCCUGUCCCCCGGGGACCCCGGUUCCAAUCGUACAGAAGAGAUCUCAAGUUGUCGUGUCUCCGGCCACACUCCGCAGGCAAAUUAAGAUUGAAAGCCGUGGAGGGGACUCUCCACCCACCAUCACAAUACCUGUAAACGUAAACCGUGCAGUCAGUGAGUCCUUCAGAGAAUCUGUAGACACUCAAGAGUCAGUGAGGAAAAUAGGAAAAAGGGAGGCUUAUGUUCGUAAAGACGAAACGAAUUCCAUCAACAGAGCAAUGCCAGAGACUGAAAGCUACGAUGCAGUUGAAAUAGUACGCAAGGUGGAAGGGCCUCGCCUAUCAGAGCACAUGGAAAGAUUUGAAGCCACCAAUCAAACUGUUCAAACGGCUGAACAUUUUCUGAAUGGCCACGAAAAUGAAAUAAACAGAUGGUUUAGGGAAUUUGAGAACGGCCCAGUUUUCGGAGCAAAGAAUGAUAGAAGAGCUUAUGCAAAUGGUGAAAUAAACCACAACAUGAAGCAAGAGAAUCACACAUUCUGUAAGGAGGAAUUUGGAUUAGCAUCUUCUGGAAAUGCUAAUUUUACAGGCUUUUCUUACAGACAUCCUAGAGAGCACCAAGAAAAACUUCCUGCAAUGCAACCCAGGGUUCGUUCUGAAGCGACGCUUCUGAGUGAACAUUUCUUAGGCGUGGAUGCAUACGACCGUCAGAUUGUUGGGUCAGAGAUAGCAACCUCGUCAUCACGUAGCUGUAGCUCAGAAGCUGCCAGAUCUGGCUUUGAUUUCAAGCAUGCCCCCCCGACCUAUGAAGACGUGAUUGCUGGCCAUAUCCUAGACAUUGCCGAUUCACCCACAAACUUCAGGAGGGAUUUCCAAAAGACGUGGCAGGAGAGUGAAAGGGUUGUUCAUGCAACUGAAAUGAGCAGGGCCUUCCAGGAGCAGUCUGCCUUUAAGAGCGAAACUGCUGAUCCAAGACAAGGAAAUUUGCAUAAUUUGUCAAAAAACAGUUUAUCCAAUGGAGUGUCUUAUAGCAGACAAGCAGAAUUUUCAUAA